CUUGAUUAACUAAGAAAACUUGGUCGAGUUUGUUUGGUUGAAAAGAUAGAUGUUGGGUUGGUUGGUGUUUUUAUUUGGAUGAACUAAACACAAUGCUUAAAAAGAGUAUUUUACUUGAUUGUAUUAAAUGUUUUAGAGGAAGCAAGAAAUUCAAACUAUAUGUUUUGGAAAAUUUUCUGAUAUUUCAUUAUAUUUUGUAGCCCACAUGUAUGAUUUAUGUGGGAACUUGGGUUAAUUAAAAAAAAAAAAUAAUAAGGAAAGCAAGGUUUUGGAAAGUAUGUAUUUGUUUAUCUUCAAAUUGAAGUAAUUUUAGUUCCAUUUCAGAGUUUUAUCUGCAUGAGCAAGUGGUAAAGAUGGUAACUUUUAGAGAUUUUCUUGCAGGUUUUUGUGGCUUCAAGAUUGAAUGUUCCAGGAGCAUGGCAGAUGCCUCAGAUAUUUCAGCUGAAUUUAAAUGGCUAUGGGAUCUUCAAUCUCAGGGGGGUAUUGAAGAUGGUGAAGAACCCAAAUCAGCAGCCAUUAGAGAACUUCGAGAAGAAACUGGAAUUGUGUCUGCCGAAAUUAUGGCUGAGGUUCCAAAUUGGUUGACUUAUGACUUCCCUCCUGCUGUGAAGGCCAAAGUCAAUCGUCUCUGGGGAGGUGAAUGGCAUGGGCAGGCACAAAAGUGGUUCCUUAUGAGAUUAACAAAAGAUGAGAGUGAGAUCAAUCUAGCUAAUGGUGAAGCAGAGCCAGAAUUUGCUGAAUGGAAAUGGGCAGGCCCAGAAGAAGUUGUUGAGCAGGCGGUGGACUACAAAAGGCCAACGUAUGAGGAAGUUAUGAGAACCUUCGAGCCUUACUUAAGUGGAAAUUCAAUCUCCACAAAAUGUAAAUCAUCUAAAUGGUGAAUGUUGUGGGUGUGUAUCAUUUGGUUCUAAGAGUUCCGUACAUGACUUAAAUUUCCCAUUAAAAUUUGGAUUUAGUAGAAGUUUGCUCUUUGUAAAUGGAAAUGGAAGUAAGAACUGAAAAAUAGAUGGUUGCUUUAUUGUAACAAUAAGAUCUUUGUUGUGAUGUAGUUCUCUUUAGUGGUUUUGAUUAUGAGGAUGCUUUCAGAUGUGUAUAAAAGAAACUGGGGGAAUAGGCUUGAGAGCUUGUUGCAUAGUCUGUAACUAUCACUGUGAAGUUGGUAUAAAUUUUGAAACAUUUGCACAAUAUGAUUUAGAAUAGAAUGUGAAAAG
Quercus lobata is the source of this 1211-nucleotide messenger RNA. RefSeq names its product nudix hydrolase 25-like. Gene Ontology annotation, molecular function: guanosine-3',5'-bis(diphosphate) 3'-diphosphatase activity; bis(5'-adenosyl)-pentaphosphatase activity. The transcript is spliced from 5 exons. Gene Ontology annotation, biological process: nucleoside phosphate metabolic process; ribose phosphate metabolic process. Gene Ontology annotation, cellular component: chloroplast. The record is from RefSeq and is a predicted model, not a curated record. NCBI's taxonomy places the organism in Eukaryota, Viridiplantae, Streptophyta, Magnoliopsida, Fagales, Fagaceae. The coding region runs from base 354 to 881 and encodes 175 amino acids.